Messenger RNA from Prunus avium (sweet cherry), 475 nucleotides. The record is from RefSeq and is a predicted model, not a curated record. NCBI's taxonomy places the organism in Eukaryota, Viridiplantae, Streptophyta, Magnoliopsida, Rosales, Rosaceae.
AUGUCCUUGGUGGUUUUAGAGAUGUCGUUCUUGAAGGUGGUGAUGAUGUCCUUGGUGGUGAUUUGGGUGUCUCUAAUUUUCUGCCUUAGCCUAUUGCAAAUCUUUCUAACGCCGGUGUAUGUUGAAGGGUUCUUGCGGCUCCUCUGGCUUUUGAUCAGAUUGAGGCUCAAGCAUGACUCGUCAGAAGGUUUCUUUGCUAAAUUUAACACAUGGCUCGUUGAAUUUGAGGCCGAGCUGAACAAAGGGGAUGACAAGAACACAGUUAUUGUAACAGCCAGCGAAUCAACAACAAUGGAAUUUGAAGCUGAAAUUUGAAGUCUAAGAUGUUGUUAGUUUGAUGUUCCAGAGCUUUAGGUUUUCUUUUUCUUGUUUAUCUAGGAUACUAUGUUGCUUAAGCUCAUCUAUCAUUGUAAUAAACACAAAAAUAUUAGAAUUCAAGUUUUUUCAGAAUAAACAGGAGAGAGAUGGAGCAUCA